GAAACAUAAAUACCAUCUCUACCUUUGACUUGAUCUUGUACAUUUCUAAGAAAUAAAAGCCUGCUACACCACCUGCAAAGGCACCAAAAGAAACUGCUAAUGCUUUACCGAGUUUUGACAUGAGUUUAAAAGGAUAAAGAAAAAGAAAAAAAAAAGAAAUGGCAUGCCUGCCAGAUGAUAAGGAGUUCAAGUUCCGAUCAGGCUUUGUUUUUUUCCAUGUCUAAAGCAUUUCCUCACGAUCCCUCUGAUCCAUUUCAACAAAACACAACAAGUGAGAAUAGUGAUAUAGUCUUUUGGCCUUCUUCUGAUACAAGUAAGACAGUACCAAGAUGGAAUCUAAAAACAGUGGAAGAAGAACACGAACAAGCAAAAGUGAUAAGUAAAUUAGAGUCUAAAAUUGCUACUAUCAAAUCAAGAAGUGAUGCGUACUAUACACAGCAAAAAGUGUAUGAUCAGAUCCAAAUCAAUAAUGAUGAUGAACAAGAACAAGAUAUUGAAGAACAAGAAGAAGAAGAAGAAGGGCUACCUUUAUUAUGGAAGAAUAAAGCAAUACCUAUAGACCAAGUAUCCAAGAAAUCAGAAAGUCAAUAUACAACACACUGGUGCUGUUGUUAUUUUUUAUAGAGUAAUUUUACAUGGUAAAUACAUAAAUUGUGCUUUUAGUACACACUUUAAAGUUUGUGUUGCUCAGUCUCAUUCUUGACGCUGCACUAAUUAAAAAUUAGGUUAGCAUUUUGUUUGGAUAAACAAUUGUUUACCUUUCUUCUUGUAUGAU
Molecule: messenger RNA, 775 nt
Organism: Gilbertella persicaria
Lineage: Eukaryota; Fungi; Mucoromycota; Mucoromycetes; Mucorales; Choanephoraceae
Exons: 3
Coding region: 175-624 (149 amino acids)
Source: RefSeq, a predicted model, not a curated record